This is a messenger RNA of Protopterus annectens (West African lungfish), 943 nucleotides long. It is a transcript of the gene NPB, whose product is annotated as neuropeptide B. The transcript has 2 exons. The coding region runs from base 145 to 555 and encodes 136 amino acids. Gene Ontology annotation, molecular function: G protein-coupled receptor binding. The record is from RefSeq and is a predicted model, not a curated record. Gene Ontology annotation, biological process: feeding behavior; G protein-coupled receptor signaling pathway. Lineage: Eukaryota; Metazoa; Chordata; Ceratodontiformes; Protopteridae.
UGCGCUCAGUACUCUCUGGAAUAAUUAACCUCCACCCAACAGUAUAAAUACUGCAAGCGGGAGGUGGCAGAAGCAGAGCUGAGAAAGCAGAGAGCUCAUCGCACCCCGAAGCUUCGUACUGCAUACACCCACCCAAAGCUGUCCAUGGAGAAGUCCCUCCGAUUUGUCCUGCUCGGCAUUGCAGUUUCCCUGCUACUCUCUUGCCAGCCCACCCAUGCGUGGUACAAGCAGGCAACCGGACCCAGUUACUAUUCUGUGGGUCGAGCCUCAGGACUGCUGUCCGGCAUCCGCAGGUCCCCCUACAUUCGCCGAUCAGAGACAGAAAGUGCUACAGAUAGCGGUGAGACCAUCAGCAGCAACUUCAUAUCUGAGCUGGGAGGCAGCCAACAGCCACGACAGACCUCCAUCCUCAAGAACAUGGCUGUUUGUGUGAGGGACAUCUCUCCAAAUCUGCAAAGCUGUGAACUACUUCAGGAUGGACUCAACACCUUCCAGUGUAAAGCAGAUGUGUACUUGUCCCUGGAUUCAUCAGACUGUGGAACCAGCAGUGCCUGACAGAAUGUUCUCCACUUAUGAACCAUUCCUUUUCAAUGGCAGGAGGAAAAAGCAAAUUUAAAUCAAAACUAUAUCAAAAACUGGCUCUGAAUGUUUCUCAUGUAUACCACUAAUGAAGAUCAAUGACCCCAGCAUGCCAGGAGGGAGGGAAUAGGGAAUGGCCUUCCAUAACUGGAUGAAUCAGAUUCUGUGUUGGGAUAAAUGUCUGUCCCACUGCCACUACCACCACCAUAUUGUAGAUACCAAAUAUAACCAAGUUUACUGCUGAGCAGGCUUGCUAAGUUGGAAAGAUUUUUUAUUUGUAAAAAUAAUGGCAUAUACUGUGACUUUUAUCUCUGUGUACAUUUGUUUGUAUGUGCUAUAUAAAGAGAUUUAUGUACAAGCAGCA